GCCAUCACGCAGCUCGUGCACUGUGAAUCACGUCUGACGUCAGAGUCACACUUGCAGCACGCGUGAGAGUACGGUAGCUGCUCGCGCUUGCUGUGCUGGAGAGGUUUCGUGUAGGCACGGGCCAAACGCUGAGCGCACGCUUUUCCAAUCCAUCAGCUCAAGGCAGAGGAACCACCAGCUUGCGUUAGCUUUAUGAACUAACAAACUACUCGUUUUAGCGCUUUGAUAUCGUAGGCGUUUAUGUGGAAACUAAAGUGAAUCGCUGUGUGCGAGCAAGGUGCAGAUGAAGAGGAUGCUGAAAUGAGUGACAAACAUCGCAAACAUCAUGAUGGAGUCUCAUUUAUGUACAGCAUCACUGCUGUUCCUCAGCUUUAGCGCUUUAAAACUCGCAAAAGGAUAUUUAUAAUGCUGGAUAUCGAUCCUAAAAUAUUAAAAUAGGAGUAUCUGCUUUCACGAUGUUUGCCAAGGCGUUCAUUUCUUGUUAGUAAACUGUUUUGGUCGAUGCUCUAGGAUACUCGCGAUAGUUAAGAUGAAGCUUUUUCUAAUUCUCUGGAUUAUUUGACCAACAUAGUUGCUUUCUAGCAGAAUAACUUUGCUGUUUCGGUGUGUUGUAUGUUAUUUAGUUUAUUGAUGAGUCAGAUUAGUGCUCAAGGCGUGAGGCGUUUUAAAUAAGAGUUUAAAGUUGACCGUGAACUCUUGAACUUUGACAUUGACAUCGACAACAUGGAUAGACGCGGCUGAUUUUCAUCGAACAGGUCUCUUUUUUUUAGCGUUCAUCCAUGACUCUGCUGUUUGCUGAUGGAACAGAAGGUCCUCAGUAAGUCCUCCAUGGUGUCCAGAUUGCCAAAAUUUGGUGCCCGUCCUGUCAAUGGUACCUCCUCAUCCCUUCCCAAUGGUACGACCCAGACUGCGCUCACUCAAGAGGACAAGAAUCCGCCAGCUAGGCCAAAUGGUGUGGUCAGAGCCUCCUCCUAUUCCAUGAAAUGGAGGAAGGAUAGUGGUGGGCCGGUGGACCCUUCAAACCCAGUUGAGGGCACAAUACCAGAAGAGAAGAAAGUUCGCUCCCAACAUUCUCCAGGAAGUAGGGAGUUAAAAAGCCCUUCUACUACCGCAUCCAAAGUGCACAGAUCUGCUGCCUCAUUGUCUACUGGAAGCCCCAAACCUGCACCCAAAUCCCCUAAAUCCAUCCCGAGUCAUAAACCAAAGUCUCAAAACUCUAAAAUCACCCCAACCUCCAAAAGUCAGGACCUAUCCCAAAAAAGCUCAGGCUCCAGGCCAACUCAAAAUGGGACUUCAUUUCUGGGGUCUUCACCGAGCCAAGCAAGCCCUUCAGGGCUUCAGCAUCCAAGAGCAAACUCUAGCUCUACUCGAAGCACCUCAAGAGACCGUUUGUCCCAGUCCAACGACAGCCUCUCACGGCAGUUGCUCAUGCCUGACUACAUGGUGCGUUCUCAGAGCUUCACUCACUUCAAACAACUGCCCUCACCAACGACCACACCCAUGACGCGCUCCUACUCUUUCAACAAGGCAGUGGAGCUAGCCAAACCGCUUGCUAAUACACAGCUUCGUCCUCCACGAACAGUUGGACUCAAAUCUCCUUUGAGCUUAAGCAAAGGCCAUCUAGUGUUCGGAUUGGGUGGCCUGGGAUUUGGAAAGGGGAUAACAGAUAGACUACCUGCUGGGACUCCUUCUUCAGAGAGUUUAACUCCUCCUAAUUCAAUAAAAAGGACUCUUGUGCCUAACUCUGUGCUGACAAAUCCCUCAUUACAGGCCUACAAGCUAAAUCGACCAAUUCCUUCCAAACUGCAUUGCCCUCUAGUGGUUGGGAGGAGCCCAAUGGAAAGUGACGUUAUUACUCCGCCUCUCACUCCCGAGUUGCUCCAUUGUGCCACAAAGAAUGCAUCAGAUUCCCCAGAGGAGCCUGUGACAGAGCUAGGGCUGGAUGGGAACCUCCGCUACACUGUGGAGGGAAUGGAGGACAUGUCUCUCUCUUCUGCAUCUUCUCUGGAGAGGAAUGACACCAGUGAAGAGUUUCUAGAUGACUUUGAUAAUCUAGGGGAUCAGUUGCAGAAUGGCAUUCCUCAAAACAAAUAUGCUGUGGCCACACCCACCCAAACUCGCCUGCAGGGCCUCUUAAAAGAGACCAUGGACUGGACUGGGAUUGGUCUAGCGGGUGGCAAGGCAGAUUUAAUGGGUGGUCUGCUCCGUGGGCCGCCGCUCAUGUCCCCUGACAUGGAUCGUCAUGCAACCUCCUCUCUGGAGCUCUCCCCCUCUAACAGCUCUGGAGGAACAUACAUGUGGGAUGAGGAGGGCAUGGAGCCGCUGGGGCACAACACACUCAUACACCGUUGCAGCAGUUAUGAGUCAGACCUCAACAGCAUUGGCAUUCUGAACAACUUGGAUAACACUGGCUCAUGUGAUCUGGAAAAUGAUGACCUCAUGCUUGAUGUGGAUCUGCCAGAGGACGGGGCCUUACUCCAUGAUGGGAUGGCCCACUUUGAGCGCUCUGACAGGGGGGGCCGGCCGGCUCAAUGGAGGAGGAGACAGCAGAGAUGGAGUGGAACGGAUCAUGCUCAUAAUGACAACAGACUGGUCGGGUUUCAUUACGAUCCCUGUCGUGCAGGACCUCGGCCCCUCCAUCCCGCAGUCCAGCAUGACAGUCACACGGUGGCGCUAGAUGAACUCACUCUCAAGCACCUGGCUGAAGACUGCUCGUCUGUCAAGUCCCAGCUGCUCAAACUCAAGAGUAUGCUGCAGAUGGAUGAUGGUGAGAUUUCUCCAGAGAGUUUGGAUUCCAGCGAAGAUGACAGCAGAGCCCAGCAGAUGGAGGAGCUGAUGAAGGAGGUGGCACAUCUCAGGGAAGAGCUGAAAAAUAAAGAUCAAAUCAUCACACGGCUCACUCAUCAACAGCAUCAACAAUCUCCAGUGAGAUGUCCGUGUCAUCAGCAGAAGUCAGGGGUCAAAGGUGAGAGAAGAACUCAUCAUGAUAAAUCCACUCAGACGGUGUGGCGACCGCCCCAUCAUCACCCCGCUGCUGUACCCACUCCUCUUCUCUCUCCCUGGCAGUGCCAGUACCAGACUGCACCUCGUGCCAGCAUGCCUCAACGCCGACAAACCUCAAAUACUUCAGCCCAUCAGUCACAUCCCCAAAGAGCCCCUCAUCCAGGGAAAACUAGCAAGAACAGUCCAAAUCGGGGGCCACAAUGAUGCCUGCACCGAAGAGGAAUGGCCUCUUACUUCCUGUCCUCCAGCCCCCUGCACAGAUCCAAUUCUUCCUCCUGAUAAAGACCCUCACGUGGAGUUGAAAUCUUUGCCUGACCCAGAGGAGCUGAGCCGGUUGCUUAGCACCCACCUUCACAUACAAGACAACAAUGAGAAUGACUCACCAGAGGCGGGAGAACAGAUUGUGAGAUUGACCCCUGAAAGCCAUCAAAGCAAACUCCUGCAAACCCCUCACCCCUCGUCCUCCUUCAGCCCACGCGUCCUGCAGCCUCCACGUCUACACAGAUGGGUAAAACUCCCUGCUCUGUCUAUAGGAGGCGGUAGUGGUCCAAACCCAAAACCCAAUCUUCCUCCACCUCCGUCCAGAGGUUUGCCAUGCUUCAGUGCAGGGAACCACGUCAUUACUCGCGGCCGGCUAUCCCAAUCUUGGCCAGCAGUAGUCAGGAGUGAGGCUGAUCCACAACGCAAUGCUUCGGUACCGCUCGGUGUCUCCACACGACUUGCAAAGCCAAAGACUCACUGAGCGUUAGCUGCAGCCAUAGACACUGAUAAGGCUACCUCUCUGAACGCAUGAUCACACAUGCGGCUUGCACUAGAUGGUGGUGUUAGUGGCUAGACAACGUUUCAAGCUAAACAAAGCAGCUAAGCUAUCUCAUCUAACUAUGCAACAAAAAGUAGUCACAAUCAGGACAUCUGUCCCACAAAACCACUCUAUCACUUCGAACUAAAAGUCAUUGAUCAUAAUCCUUAACCACUAAGAAACUUUUACCAUUCACAAUUACAUCAUCCAUAAAAACUGAGCUUCUAAUGGACUGAUAAACUGAACGAAAGAUUGAGAUUCAGUCUGAAUGAGAAGGCAAAAGUAGAGAAAAUGAGAACUGGAAAGCACUAAAGAAGUUUUUUUUACUGAUACACAACAAACGUCAAAGACGUGAGUGCUGUGCCAUAGACUUCCUGUGGAGAUUAUUCAAGACCCUCAGUUUGUGGCUAUUUCCUCAAGCGGUGUGCCCUCAGGGCGCCAACUCAUUUAGUGGGUGAAUCUGACGUUUACAUCACCAACCUCCUGAGGUUUAACUGCGAAAACGCAUAUUAUUGUCUACGCAGCCUCACGGAUAUUGUCUUAAAGAGAGAGAGUCAUGUGACCCAAGUCUCCUCUCCAGUUUCCACAGGAAAACUUCUCAGUCUGAUGUGAUUUGAUCUGUUUGUGUAUUACUUUAUGCAUCAUUUCACCUCCUUGUCUGAAUUCACCACAUAAACAUGAAGAAAACAGUGCAAGCUAAAAUAUCAGUUUCAGCGUUCUCAUUCCUAUGUCCUGUUUUUCAGAGCAACAAAGUCUCCUUGACCUGUAGACACAGUGUUUUGGCAGGAGGGCGCACACGCCGCUGUCAGUGCUUCCUUUAUUUUCACCUUGGCUUCAGUCAUAAUCAGCAGAUUUUCAUUUUAAUUAAGCUUAUGCCUCAUGUAUUAACAAGGUCCUUUUUCUUGAUUAUGGAUUAUGGCAUGCUAAAAGAUCUUUUCACCCCCCAUUAGUUCCAUACUAAAUUGUUACAAGACUUUUAAAUUAUUUAUACAUUAUAAAGAUGUUUACAGUUAAAAUGCCUUGAUAAAGCCAUUCAGUCUGUUCCAGUACUGCAGGAAAUUUUGAGGCAGAAAUACUCUUGCAGUGGAACUUUAAAUGUACAUUUUUUUAAUUUGUGAAAAAGAUUUUUGUCUUGAUGUUGCACUAACUUAUUUUUGGCUCUGCAAGCAAUGAUACUUUAAAAAAAAACAAUUUACUUUGUUUUAAAGUUAGAUUGAUUUGAUAAGGAUGCUUUUGUCCACAGUAGGUGUUUUCCAAGGAAGAUGGUUUUCGGUUUGGUUUCCUUAGGGAAGGUCAGAUUACAUAAAUGUGUCUCAGAAGGUUGAUAAUAUUGUCAAGUUUUUGCGCUUUUGGCAUGCCUUCAUACAUAAUGCUCACAGUAAUACACAAAUAUACAAGAAGAUCCACUGCAUGGAAGCACAUGGACUUGUCCAUUCUAUGAUUUUUAAAUAUGCAAGAACCCACCUUUUGUGUGUUUACAGUAUGUGCAAUAUAUGUAUCAGAGUGUAUAUACGUAUCAGUAUAUAUACCCUUAACCUUCAAUGUGGAUGUUUAUUCUAAAGCAAAAGUGAUUUACCUCCAUUUUCCCACCAUACGUGGGGCAUUGGGUAUUGAAGCAUGCUCUCACAUGGGGCACAUAGUUCUAGACGCACCCUAAGCAGAGAUGGGCAGCCAUGUCUAAAACCAACUAAAGUAAAUCAAUAGAAGAAGGAUAUUUGUGUGUUUGUUUCUCUCUCACCCAGCUCUGUGGUUAUACUAAGCAGAAAAUCAAUGGAGGGCUUGUUUUGUAAUUCUCUGAAGGCACUUUGUUUUUAUUUCUCUCUUUCUUUGUCACUAUACGUGUUCAGGAGGAGAGGUCCCACUUAAUACAUUGUCUUCUUGCUAAUGCAAAGUCACAGAAGUACAUUGAUCCUUUCUGCUGUGGUCAGAGGUGAAUCGCUCGUGUCAAUGAGGUGUCUGUUUACAGAUAGGAGCAUCUUCUCUUUCAUUUGCCUCCAAACAAAUGAGGAGAGACCGAAAAAAAAAUUUAGAAUUAAAGGGAUGGCUCACUCAAAAGUCCCUUAUGUCGUUCCUAAGUAUAACUGCUGUCUUCUGUGGAACACAAAAGAAGGUUUCUUUAAAAAUCAUCCUUGUGUUCCACUGAAAAAAAAGAAAGAGUUACAGGUUUGUAAAAACAUUUUCAUUUUUGGAUAAACGGAGAUGCAAAAACUGCAUUGUUUCAGGAAUAUCUGCAAACUGAAAGAUGCUAUUUCCUUAAACAAAUCACCAUUGAGGAGCUGCAGUGAAAAAAAAAAAAAAAAAAAACCUGGUUGCCUGCACCAUAAUACUAGGUAUUAGAUAUCCAAAUUGCUAAAAUAAAUGCACCCAUACAAAGAAUUUGUGAUGUUGUGUAAAAUAUGUUUAUGACUUGCUGCCCAUGUGUGUAUGCCUUCCUCUGGAUUCUUUUCACCUGGUCGAUUCUUUGAUAGCAUGAAGAUGUCUGGAACAAUAAGCACUUGCCGUGAACUCUUUUAAAAAAAAAAAAAAAUCUCCCAUUUUUUUCCUUCCAUAUAGUUCAUGUCUUACAAUAUUUUUCACCUGUUGUGACCCGAGAGUAUGCGGCAUUGCCAGAAUGCUACCAUUGCUCCGUUAUAGCUUCAUGAAAACAACAGUUGCCAACCUGUUUGUAUGGACAGAAGAGAUGUUUACUAACAGAGAAAUGUAUUCAAGCACUUUAAAUGACCCGUUUCAGCCUCCACUCUGGAGAGACUGGCAUUUUUGACCUGAUCCGUUUGAUUUGCUGUCAAUUUAUUGUCUGCAACUAUUAUUUGGCUGUUUGUCUUGUUCUGAUGUUCUGUCCCUGUGUGCCCUGGUCCAGUGGAAGGUGUGAGACUUUAAUAAAGUGAAGAAAUAUCACAUUA
Molecule: messenger RNA, 6702 nt
Organism: Carassius gibelio (silver crucian carp)
Lineage: Eukaryota; Metazoa; Chordata; Actinopteri; Cypriniformes; Cyprinidae
Gene: ccser2a
Product: coiled-coil serine-rich protein 2a
Exons: 12
Coding region: 799-3207 (802 amino acids)
Biological process (GO): microtubule bundle formation
Cellular component (GO): microtubule cytoskeleton
Molecular function (GO): microtubule binding
Source: RefSeq, a predicted model, not a curated record